Molecule: messenger RNA, 6778 nt
Organism: Pelodiscus sinensis (Chinese soft-shelled turtle)
Lineage: Eukaryota; Metazoa; Chordata; Testudines; Trionychidae
Source: RefSeq, a predicted model, not a curated record
UCUAUAGUGAGUGUUUCAUGCUGUCUGUGCAAUGAAGUUAUAAACCAAUUCCUGUGAGCACCCCGGCUCAGAAGAGGUUAAAGAUCCUUUGCAAGGAGGUGUUAAUAAUUCUAUUAUUGACAGUGAUUUCUCACCAUAUUCUGCUGGUUUCAAAAGGGCUCCUAGACUUGGAGAAGGGGGGGGGAUGGAAGGAGGAAACAAUCUCUCUCCUAUACUAUGUGCAGGAACAUUCGCAGCAUGGGAAAUUGGGAGAAAGCUGCUUAUCCUUCCAAAUGAACUUUCCUGAUUCAUUCUGCAUCUGGAGCUGACAGCUUCUUAAUAUAUUUGUAACAUGUAUGUAGAGAAAAAAGGGUGACAGGGCAGUCAGAUAAUAACAUGAAGGUUACCUUGAGCUGAAGAUUAAAAAAUAAAUAAAAGGAAGCCUACGCGUCUUCCAGCCAGGCACGAUGUAGUGAAGUGUCUCUGCAAAUGAGUGGAGAUUUCUUGCGCUGAGACCGAAAUGAAUGGAGAUGCAUUGAACAAAGGGGUCCAGUUAGUAUUCCGUACCUGGAGACGCAUCCAGGGACCUUUCAUUCUUUCGCUGAAAAAGAGACGGUGCCAUUUCCAUGACAGAAAUGCCUGCAAGAACCAGUGCUGAGGAGCUGAAAGCUGAGAGAGCCAGGGAGGGGAGCUGUGUCAGCUGAUCAGCUUUCAAAUCACCUUCAAACAUUCAACUUUCUUAACAUGAUCCCGCCAUCCUUGGAGUCUCCAGGGUAUCCUGUAGGAACGUUAACAGGAGCAGAAUGAAAUGGAGCCAACUGGGACUGACUGCGUUUUGCUGUGAGAAAUACCUCGUUUUCUUAGCCUGAAAGGGGAACUGAAACAUAUACUCUCCAGCACCUACCCCUGCCCCUUUGGACUAGAUAGAGUUCUAAAAUAUUUUUGUAUGAGUUCAGCAUGCAGUUCUGAUCUGGUUUUGUGACUACCUAUUGAUCCCAAAACAAUACCAAGGGGAAUACUUCAGCAAUUGAACCAGUAGAGCAGGAUGGCUGACAAAAGGCCAUUGUCCUCUCUUUCCCACUUAGCUUAUAUCAGCCGGUUUUGACCCCAGUCUUGUGCACUUGAAGCUAGAGUUGCAAGACGAUUGUUGCUGUCUUUCCUCUGCAACUUCCCCUAAUACAAGGCGAGUAAUGAAGGCGCUAUGGCGAAGUUAUUGGUAAAGUUCCAGCGUUAUUUUCGGCGGAAACCUGUGCGCUUCUUCACCCUGAUCGCACUGUACCUGACGGCCGGCAGCUUGGUGUUUCUGCAUGCUGGGUUUGCUGGGGAGCCCACCAUCUCAGAGAAUGAACCCAACCCCUUGGAAGGCACCAGUGAAGGAACAGAGUUUCAGUACCUAGGAGUGGUUCAGCUUGGAAGGGGUUUCAAGGAGACUCCAGAGACCCGGAAUUCUGUCCGGAGGUUUGGGCCUUGGUUCAAGAGUGUUUCCAAGGAUAUGCCUGAGAGGAACAAAAUGGGGGCCCGGAGCAGAGCUCUCAAAGGGAGGAAGGUCCGCGAGAAAGAGGAGGACCGAGCAAAAUACAUUGGCUGCUAUGUGGACAACACUCGCCGACGGGCGCUGCGUGGCGUGUCCUUCUUUGACUACAAAAAGAUGACAGUGUUCCGUUGCCAGGACAACUGUGCCGAACGGGGCUAUUUGUAUGCCGGGUUGGAGUUCGGUGCAGAAUGUUACUGUGGACACAAAAUCCAGGCCUUAAAUGUGAGUGAGUCCGAAUGUAACAUGGAGUGCAAGGGAGAGAAGAGCAACAUCUGUGGAGGUGUGAACCGUCUCUCCAUUUACCGGUUGGAGCUGGCCCAGGAGUCUGCAAGGAGAUAUGGCAGUGCGAUAUUCCGUGGAUGCUUCCAUCGGCCGGACAACGUCUCGGUAGCUUUGCCUGUGAGUGGGGUAAUGCUGAACAUGUCUGUGGACAAGUGUGUGGACUUCUGCACUGAAAAGGAAUACCCACUGGCAGCCCUGGGGGGAGUCCCCUGCCACUGCGGCUUCCCCACCAGUCUCUUCCCCCUGCACGAGCGUGAGGAUGAGCAGCUGUGUGCCCAGAAGUGCGGCGGUGAGGAGUUCGAGAGCUGCGGGACUGCCGAGUACUUCAUCGUGUACCAGACGCAAGUGCAAGACAAUCGUUGUAUGGAUAGACGGUUUUUACCAACCCGGUCGAAACAAAUUAUCGCUUUGGCAAGCUUUCCUGGGGCGGGCAACACUUGGGCACGUCAUCUCAUCGAGCUAGCAACAGGUUUCUACACUGGGAGCUAUUACUUUGAUGGCUCUCUCUACAACAAAGGGUUCAAAGGUGAAAGGGAUCACUGGAGAAGUGGAAGGACAAUCUGCAUCAAAACCCAUGAAAGUGGCCAGAAAGAAAUUGAGGCUUUCGAUUCAGCCAUAUUACUCAUCCGGAACCCAUACAAAGCCUUGAUGGCUGAAUUCAAUCGGAAGUAUGGUGGUCACAUUGGAUUUGCUUCUCACGCACACUGGAAAGGCAAAGAGUGGCCAGAAUUCAUCAAGAAUUACGCCCCCUGGUGGGCCACUCACACCUUGGAUUGGUUGAAAUACGGCAAAAAUGUCCUGGUGGUGCACUUUGAGGACCUGAAGCGAGAUCUCUUUGUCCAGCUGAAGAGGAUGGUGAGCCUCCUGGGCACCACGGUCUUUGAGGACAGACUCUUGUGUGUCGAGGGCCAAAAAGAUGGAAACUUUAAGCGCUCUGGGCUGAGGAAGCUGGAAUAUGACCCCUACACACCUGAGAUGAGAAAAAUGAUUAGCACCUAUAUUAAAACUGUGGAUAUGGCGCUAAAACUCAGAAACCUCACAGGAGUCCCAGAUGACUAUUAUCCGAGAUGAUGAAGAUAAGGCUUGGGGGAACUGACUCUACCCAGAACAGAAAGGCUUGGUUUUUCCCAGCCCAUAUCUAGUUCCACCCAGUGGGUGGCUUUCUUUCAAUUAUCCAUCUGCUGCUAUUAGCUGUUAAUGAAUUCCCUGCAUGAGAAAAAAGAAUGGUCACCAGUCAUCGCUGAGAAGAUGUCGUGGCAAACACAUCGCCGAGUCUAAAUUCUUCGGGGAUCGUGCCGUUGUGAAUUUGCAUUUGCGACAUGAAGACCUUCCCUGCUGGUGUCUUUACCGCUUUCUCUCUCCUGUAGUGUGGGGUGCGUGUUUUGUUCCCUUGUCAGACUUUACAAAGUGGUGAACCCUGCUCAGAAACGGUGGGAAGGAGCUGCACCCUCCGCUUUCCAGUUAGAAUGGGGCUGAACACACACAUGGCAUUUAAAAUGUGAUCUGAUGUUAUUUGAGCUGUUUCAUUCAUUCCUAAUAACUUAACUCUUUAUUUAUAACCUUCUUUGGAGUUUGGGAGGCAGGCUAGUGCUGGAGAUCAACAGUAAAACUCACUAUGCAUUUCCAAGGCCUAAUUCAGCUUGUAGGCCAUGAUCCAGCAAGCUGUUUUACCAUGUGUUUUGCUGAGAGCACGACUUCUUAGCCUGGAGAUUGCAAACCCUCAGUAUCAGGAGUCACAACCACCUUGAAGGCUCAGCUGGGGAAGGCAAGCUGAAGCCCCACCCCUUCUGCCCGAAGCCACAUCCCUUCCCCCAAGACCAUGACCCUUCAACAACCCCACCGCACCACGGCCUCAACUCUCUUUGGCAGCCGGGGCACUGGUUGCUGGCCCAGCCCCUCCAGGGCAGCUGGGCACUGUAGGCAAUUUUGGGAAGACAAUGCCUUCCGUUGUCUACGUUACCCGCCACCCAUGAUCCUGCCUGAGUACGGAAGAGGUUAAGAACUUCUGACUUUAAGCACCUACUGGUCUGUAAACACAGGAGCAGCCCCAGGAGGAUGACUCUACUACUCCCAUGCCUAAAGUUAAGCAUGUGCCUAAGCACUUUGCUGGAUCAGGGCCAUGGUUACGUCAGAUUAAAUCUGAGGAACCACGCUGGACUCAAUGGAGUUACACUGGUUUAAACAUGAGCAAAUGUGCCCCAUCCUCCACCUACAUUCUCCUCCCCACCUCUUCCUGCCCAGCGCCUUGCCCGUCUCUCUCAUCACUGGCUUUGGCAGCAGCUGUGGCAGGCCUGAGCACGCUCCUGUGCUGGCUGUUGACAUUCUAGUCACAGCAUCCCAGACACUGCCAUUAUCUUUAGUCACAUAUUUGCUGCUUCAUCGGUGCAAGGUCACCCUUCCACGUGCGCUCUUCGCAGAUGUCAGCUCUGUCACGGGGCAUCCCUCAGGGGCUCGUAGCUGACCCAAACUCUGGUGCUGACAGUCACCCCCGGGUGGAGGGAGCAGUUGUAGGGGCUGUGUAGCCCUGAAGCUGUCAGGCAGAGGAGACCCCCUGGUCCCCUGCCUCAUGCUCAUUUGAGUUCCGUUUCCUCUGAAAACGGGAUCAGAGAGCCUGGGAGUAAAAAUGAGGCUCAAGAGGGAGAGGUGGAGGGCUAGGUCUCCCUCCAUGCUCUCCAAAGCUCAUAAGCCAUAAAGCGGGGAUGGCGUCAAGAGGCUAGUGGGCUUGGGGCUUGGCAUCAAGUGCUAGUGCAGAGAUGGGCAGCCUAGGCUAGUGAGUGGGCCACAUGAGGGUCAUCCUUCAUCUCCGUGAGCUGCAAGGUGGUUGUCACCAAGGCAGUCUCCCAGGAGAAGGCUGUUCUGCCAACUGUGCUUGUGUGUCUAGAAUUUGCAGGGUGGUCAGUUGACCUGGAGCAGUGCUCUGGUUGGAUGCAGAGGGAACAGCACGCACCUCACUUCACCUGCCCUUUCUUUUGUGUGUGUGUAUGUGUGUGUGUGACUUUAUUAAUACACAGAAGGGCAGGGGGAACCAACAUGGACAGAAACCAGCAGAAUCUGGCAUCCCUGUGCAUGGGCAACAAUAUACCAAAUGUCUUGUGGGCCAUACGUAGAACCCCAAUGGGCCUCAGUUUACCUACCACUGUGCUAGAUAGCUGUGAGGUUUGCAUCUGAACUUCAUGUCAGGCAGAGUUUGGGCUCCCAGAAUUUGAGGGGGAGGGGAAAUUCAGGCCCCAAAGUCUGGAGUGGGCAGAUCUACGCUCAGUGGGACCGACAGAAACCAGUGGCCAGGGGAUGGGAUGUGGGUGGGGAUUCCUGGCUCCAUGCUCCCAGAAAGGGUGGAACCUCAGGCAGAAGAGGCAGGGCUGAGGGCUGUUAGUCCUUGGUGCCACCUGGAACACAGUGCUUGGCCUCCCUGCAAAGCCGCACAGAGUGCCCAGCAUGGCUCCCUGGUAGCAAUUUAAAGGGGCCCCGGGUCUCCAACCACUGAUGCUGUGGCAGUAGCAACAGAAGGAGGCCAGGAGUUUCAGGACCCCUUCAAACACAGAUAUGUGGAACAACUGCUCUGUUUACACACACACACACACACACACACACACACACACAUUGACUGAUGGGCCUAUUUAUGAUUAUACAUCAGACGUGGGAUCCACAGACAGGCCCGGCCUUUGGGCAAGGUGAGCAGGGCUUGCCUGGGGCCCCCACCUUUAGGGUGCCAUACUGCUCGGUGCCCACCCACCUGGCCAUGCACUCGCUGCCCUGGCUGGGAGCCAGGUGGCCAUGCAGCACAGCCAACCAAAGCAUGCCGCCCUGGGCCCUGCAAACUCUUUGGCCGGCCUGUCCACAGAACAGCAACAGCAGAGAGGAGGGGGCCCGUCGUUAGCUGAGCUGCCACUGAGAACCAUGCAGCGGAAUACCUACUGCUCUAAAUGUUUGUAGCCUUUUCAAAAGCCCUUCAUCUGUGAAAAGGCAGUGAGGAAGCUUUCAGAGCCAACAGGAGAAGAGCAGCGGUUCUCUCAGCCUGCUUGACUCUGAUUCUCCCGUACUCCUCCCAACGCCUGCCCAGGUUUGUGCUCCAGCCUCAGAAAGGAGUCUGCCGUCACUCCUCUAACCUGCCGUUUGUUCUGCAACAUGGGUGUCCAUCAGCAGUGACCAUGUCCUUUAUGUCUAAGGAGAGGGUGGAGAAGUUUAGGGAGACCAGCUGUUUACCUUGCCCAAAGCAGGAACAAAUUUCUCUAGCUGCGCACAAUUUAGGAUGGCUCCGUGCAACCCUAUUCCGACACUCUCCCACACCCACACCAAGAGGGGGCUAUUACAGGAGCCCUGUAGCCUCUGAGUUCUUGCUUAAAAAAAAAGGAGUCAAACCAAAGGAUCUAUGUGUAUUUCAGUAAGGUAUCAUUUUGUAAAGCCGACAUUCCUAGGAGCUGGAUGUGGUCCCGCAGCAAAUUCCAAACCACUGAUUCAUUCCCGGAUCAAUGCUUCACUGCAGUCCAAGCCCCCUACCCUGCCAACAUAAUCUGCGAGUCCGCUUUGGAUGUAGAUGCAAAAGCCAUAUAUUGUACGCAGCCUUUUUAUAUCGUUAGUUACUGGACAGUUGGCUUUUAACUCUUGAUCUUGAUAGAAAUAAGUGCACAGUUCUAUAUAGCUCUAUAUUCCAGGAAAGCAAAGCAAACUACAUUGAGAAGAGGAAAAAAAUUAAGUAAAUAUAUUUUUCUAACAUCUCUGAGGGAACGACAUAGCCAAAUGGAAAAUUACAGCAACACCAAGGCUGUGGGGUUUGCUUUCAUGUUUUUUUCUCUCUUUGCCUUCCUGAUUUUUCUUUUCUUUGGCUGGUUAGUUAUCUAGGUGCAAGCAGAACCCUUAGAAUGCAAGUUGGGUCUCAUCUCUGAAUGUAUUUUGUAAGGAGUAGCUACAGCAUUUUUAACUCUUUCUUUGACCAAUUGUUUGAGAUCAGAUGUCUGUGCACUGCUAAAGAAAGCAACCUGGUUU